AUGUCUUAUUCAUAUUUCACCAAACGAAGUGCUAUCACCGAUAAUUUCUUGCCAGCUUAUGACUAUAUAGUCAUUGGCGGUGGCUCUGCUGGUUGCGUUAUCGCCAAUCGCUUGAGUGAAGAUCUUAAAACUACUGUUUUAUUAUUGGAAGCCGGUCCUAGCCAUGAGAAGAAAAGUGCUUUAAAAGUUCCUGCAAAAACAAUUGAUUUGCAUAAUGACCCCAAUUUCGAUUGGAGCUAUAAGGUGCUUGGAGGAUGUAGCUCUAUUAAUUUUAUGGUCUAUAUACGUGGGUGCAAGGGAGAUUAUGAUACUUGGCAAGAGAUGGGUGCGCAAGGCUGGAAUUUCGAAAGUGUACUGCCAUACUUCAUUAAAUCCGAAAAUAACAUCAGGCCAGAAUUUCGAAAAGAUCCUGCCCACGGGGUAGGAGGUCCAGUAACUGUGACUGACCCAUCAUUUACUACUCCAGUAACUGAUGCUUUUGUUAAAGCAGGCGUGAAGUUGGGAAAUAAAGAAUGUGAUAUUAACAGUGGAGUCAAGAAUGGAUUUGAUUUAGGCCAAUUAGUAAUUAAAAAUGGACAGCGACAAAGCACAGCUGCAUCUUACUUGACAUCUAAGGUUCUGAGGCGUAGAAAUUUGGCUAUUGGCGUUAAUUGUCUCGUCAGAAAGGUUGUGUUUAAGGAGAACAAAGCCGUAGGCGUUGAAUUUUCAAAAAACGACAAAAUUAUAACAAUAUCAUGCAAUAGCGAGGUAAUAGUAUGUGGAGGUGUUAUUGGCUCACCACAAAUCCUUCUACUAUCAGGAGUAGGACCUAAGGAGGAUUUAGAAAAACUAGAGAUUCCGGUGGUUGCUAAUUUACCGGUUGGAAGGAAUAUGCAGGAUCACAACGCAAUCUCCAUUAGUUCUUUAACCAAAGACUUGCAAAACUCUACUUUAAAUUUAAAGUCUGCUACUAAACUGUCAUCUAUUCUGAAAUACCUUUUUAAAGGCAAGGGUGUAAUAGCUUCAAGCGGAUACCUUGCUAGCGGAUUUGUUAAUGCUGUUGAUGACAGUGAUGCACUACCAUGGCCCGAUACUCAGAUCCAUUUGUUUGGCUAUGGUGUACUGAGCGAUAAAUUUUACUACGAAAACUUAGGCUAUAAUAAAGAAAAGCAUUUCCCGUUAUUCAUAGGCAAUUCUAUGGCUCAAGAUCAAGAAGGAUUCACUCUAGUACCCGUACUGCUACAUCCUAAAAGUAGAGGAACGGUAAAACUGAGAAGUACUGAUCCAGCAGAGUAUCCUGAUAUUGAUCCUAAAUAUUAUGAUGACCCUGAUGACUUAACAGCCAUGGCUAAGAUAGUGCAAUAUGCCAUUAAGCUGUUGGAGACAGAGCCACUUUGUUCGUAUAUUAAAGAAGUUUUGCGUUAUAAAAUUGAUUCAUCACAUGAGUAUAACAGCAUUGAAUACUGGAAAGAUGUUAUAAGAGUAUAUGGCAUGGACUGCUUUCACCCGGUUGGUACGUGUAAGAUGGGUGCUGUUGACGAUCCUACAACUGUGGUUGAUUCAGAUCUAAGAAUCCACGGUUUAGAUGGGAUCCGUGUAGCAGACGCAUCCAUUAUGCCCUGCAUUGUUUCCGGCAAUACUAACGCGGCUUGUAUGAUGAUUGGAAGUAAAGCAUUUUUCUUGUGGAGAUAA
Trichoplax adhaerens is the source of this 1671-nucleotide messenger RNA. RefSeq lists its product as uncharacterized. Gene Ontology annotation, molecular function: flavin adenine dinucleotide binding; oxidoreductase activity, acting on CH-OH group of donors. The transcript is spliced from 18 exons. Lineage: Eukaryota; Metazoa; Placozoa; Uniplacotomia; Trichoplacea; Trichoplacidae. The record is from RefSeq and is a predicted model, not a curated record. Bases 1 to 1671 code for a protein of 556 amino acids.